Messenger RNA from Anastrepha ludens (Mexican fruit fly), 3799 nucleotides. RefSeq names its product irregular chiasm C-roughest protein (gene kirre). Gene Ontology annotation, biological process: cell-cell adhesion. The record is from RefSeq and is a predicted model, not a curated record. Gene Ontology annotation, molecular function: cell adhesion molecule binding. The coding region runs from base 135 to 3035 and encodes 966 amino acids. The transcript has 9 exons. Gene Ontology annotation, cellular component: cell-cell junction. Lineage: Eukaryota; Metazoa; Arthropoda; Insecta; Diptera; Tephritidae.
ACACGUUUUUUGUACGAGCCUACACAAGAAUUUUAUCGGAAUCGCAUUUCCGUAAGUGGAACAAAAGCAGCUACACGGUUGUUACUAUUUGCUGCAACGACUGCUACAGUAACAACAAUAUAAGCAUAACGAAAAUGUCCAUAUCGACAAAGCACACAUAUCUUGCUUUUAUGUCAGGGCCGCACAGCACUCCCGAAUGCGAAAACCCCAACAGCUCCAAUCGUAAAAGUAGUUACCACCCACCACAUCAGAACAAAUUUCGACGCCACCAUCAACACAUUCCACGCUUGUGCUGCACUUCGACUCGCCUCAGUUUUGUCACAAUCCUACUGGUUUCGUUGUUGCUUAGCGCGCAGCUGCACUCCACAGAAGCCAAACCAAAGUCGCGUAAAAGUUCCACCAGUCAUCACAGCAACGAUGAGAAAUCACCAUCGGAGGGUCAGCGCUUCGCAAUGGAACCGCAAGACCAAACCGCUGUUGUGGGUUCACGCGUUACGUUGCCUUGCCGUGUGAUGGGGAAGGUGGGCGCAUUGCAAUGGACUAAAGAUGAUUUUGGCCUGGGCCAGCAUCGUAAUUUGAGCGGCUUUGAAAGGUAUUCGAUGGUGGGCAGCGAUGAGGAGGGCGACUUUUCGCUAGAUAUUUAUCCAGUGAUGCUGGACGAUGACGCCAAAUAUCAGUGCCAAGUUGGGCCCGGGCCGGAGGGUGAGGCGGGUAUCCGUUCGCGUUUUGCCAAGCUGACUAUACUGGUACCACCGGAAGCGCCGAAAAUUACACAGGGUGAAGUUAUUUUUACAACGGAGGACCGAGAGAUUGAGCUGGAGUGCGUAUCGGCGGGUGGCAAACCUGCGGCCGAGAUCACUUGGAUUGAUGGUCUUGGCAAUGUGCUAACCAAAGGCAUCGAAUAUGUGAAAGAACCAUUAUCGGACUCGAGGCGUAUAACAGCCAAGUCGAUAUUGAAGUUGGCACCCAAGAAAGAGCAUCACAAUACGACAUUCACUUGCCAAGCGCAGAAUACAGCGGAUCGUACUUAUCGCUCUGCUAAAAUAUUAAUAGAGGUUAAAUAUGCACCUAAGGUGGUGGUUUCCGUCAUCAGCGGCGCCUUGGCUGGUGGUCGCAUACUUGAAGGUUCCGAAGUAAUACUAUCCUGCCAGGCGGAAGCAAAUCCACCACCGCAAAGCUAUCGGUGGUUCAUAAACGAUGAGUUGGUGACUGGAGAUUACACUACGAAGAUGAUCAUACACAAUGUUACGCGUCAGCAUCACGAAGCUUUGGUUAAAUGUGAAGUUGUCAAUGCGGUGGGAAAAAGUGAAGAGACUGAAACAUUGGACAUCGGCUAUGGUCCUGUUUUCAAACACCGGCCCAUGUCUGUUGAAGCGGACUUAGGCACCAAUGCGAAUUUGCGUUGCAACGUAGAUGGCAAUCCAACGCCUGAAAUCGAAUGGAUUAAUGAAAAUACAGAUCAGGUCGUUGGCACCUCAGCGAAUCUCACACUCAAGGUGACUACCGAGUCAGCAGGGCGCUACUACUGCAAAGCAAUAGUUUCGGGAUUCCCAGAGAUUGGUGCCGAGGCUACGAUUUUCGUAAAGCGUGCUCCGAUUAUCACCUCGCAUAAGGUGCAAUUUGGUGCUGUGGGGAGUCGUGCAAAAAUCGAUUGUGUAGCAUUCAGUGUACCCAAAGCGGAACAGAUUCUUUGGUCAUUCGAUGGCAAAGUGAUUAAUAUGAGCACCGCCGAUCCGGAUAUUUACAUAUUCGAAGAGCAUCAUUUGCCGGAAGGUGUCCGUGCAGCGCUUAUAAUUAAAGAGAGCCGCUCCAGUCAUUAUGGACGAUACAAUUGUACGGUUAUGAACUCAUAUGGCAGCGAUUCCUUGCUCAUUAAUUUGAAACCAGAACCUGGUUCUGUACCAAUUCUGCUUGUCGUAAUGGGCUCACUCUCUUCGGUAGCUAUCAUUAUUAUGAUCGUGAUGCUGGUGAUAGUUUACAUGAAACGGAAUAAUAAGAAACCCAUGCCGGCGGAUGUCAUACCAGAGGCAUCGCGUGGUGGCGACAAACUGUCCGAUUUGAAGCAUGAACUGCGGAGUAAGGCGUAUGAUGUGGAUUACUCAGAGGCAGGCUCCGAUGGCUUGGCGAUCAAUUUGACGCAUACUCCAAUGCCUGAUGUGCAGAUGAAGGGCGCCACGUUGGGUGUACCACUAGCGGGGCCCGUGAAAUUGGAUGACAGAUUUUCCGGUGAAUUCAGCUAUACCCGCCAAUGUCAUAUCAAAAACUUAAAAAAUCAAGACUACAAAGAGACUGUAAACGGCUAUACCCCAUAUUUCGAGUAUGCGCUCGACUAUAGUCCACCCACGGAGGGAAGCAAACCUGGCAGUGCUGCUGCCAACAACGCCAACAAGUCCCAAUCAAGCACAAUCAACUCGGCCACCUUGCCGCACUACACAAAUCCCGUUACAACCACUGGUAAUCUUAGCUUGCCACGCAAUCGCAACGAUAUGCAGCAACAGCCGCAGCAGAGCACCGCUCAAAUGGGCAAUGGAUUCCUUGCUGGUCAAUCGCUUCUCCAGAACGGCAUAGAUAGUCGCUUCAGCGCUAUCUACGGUAAUCCAUACCUGCGUUCAAACUCAUCACUGCUGCCGCCAUUGCCACCGCCAAGCACGGCAAAUCCUGCCGCCACACCUGCGCCACCACCCUACCAACGUCACCAUCACCAUCCCAGCCAUCAACAUGCGAAUACGAAUGGCGGUAUCGGCAUCAAUGCGUUUAAGAACUUUAGCGCAGUAACGGGUGGUAUCGGCAUCGGAGGCAAUAGCACCAAUGGCGCUGGCAGCGUUAGUGGAAGCAGUUCCAAUUUGACGGCCAGCAGCAACACACUUGCGGCGAUGACACCACUCACACAAGCCGCACCUAUUUCCACCGCAACACCUGUGACGACUACGACGCCGAUGACAGUAGCGGUGGCGGUGGCGCAAAGUCCCUCCGGCCAAUUCAUACUACCAACGAAUGGCAAAUCGAAGAGUGGUGCAUUGGCCACACAUGUCUAAAAGAAAGUUUAGGCGCUUGCGCCAAUCACGGCACAUUUAACGCACGUACACUGCACCCUGUAUACAAUUUGAAGCACCUUGUACUUUAGUCGCGCACGCUAUCCAAUCGCAGCAGCAGCUAGAAACACUCGUCCUUAAACGUCAAUGCUACGCACACGCUCAUGCCUAUGUACAUACAUACAUACAUAUAUACCUACGUAGUAUACAUGCAUACUUAUAUGUAUGGGUAUUUAUACCGUUGCAAAACACUCUUAUCUGUACGAAUGUGUGUGUUGUAUCUGCAAGUAUAUACAUAUAUCUCAAAAGUAAUUAUUUAAGACAAUUUACGGGUCGGGAAGCUGUGAGUAACUGGCCCGCCCAUAUCAUUAGCGUAUUUGUAGAAUAAAUUUUUAAAAGUAAUCGUAAACUUACGUAUUGUAAAUCGCUACCAACUGAUAAAGCUAGCAGAGAUUUUAGUCAAUUAGCGAAAAUUGUAAAUUUUUAACCACAAAUAUCAGACAGAAAGGGGAUGUUUUAAUCGAUAAAUAAAGCAAACGGGUUAUAAAAGGAACGAAAAAUGUAACAAAAUAAAAUAAAAUUAAAUGAAAUGAAAUGAAAUAAAAUAAAAGUGGCUAUGAAAUAUAAAAAUAUGAACCAUAUUAAACAUAAAUAAGAACAAAAGGAGAAGAAAAAGAAAUUAAGUAAAAAGAAAUGAGAUAAAGUAAAAAAAUAUAUCAAAACAUAAUAAAAAACUGAAACUAAAAAGCAUAUAAAUUAAAUUAAAA